Molecule: messenger RNA, 551 nt
Organism: Eutrema salsugineum
Lineage: Eukaryota; Viridiplantae; Streptophyta; Magnoliopsida; Brassicales; Brassicaceae
Exons: 2
Coding region: 113-340 (75 amino acids)
Cellular component (GO): chloroplast
Source: RefSeq, a predicted model, not a curated record
UAAUCUUUUAAAUUUCGUGAUUUCUUCCAGAAGAAAAAAGAAUAGGAAACCCAAAAAAUUGUAUCGCAAAUCGGAAAUCGGAAUUGGAAGGGAGAAGGGAUCUAUCGUCGUCAUGGCAUCGUCAAGCGACCCCUCCAAAACUGUGAUGGAGAGGAAGAAGAAAGGAGCACCGAUCAAAUUCUUGGUGCCUCUCAUAUACGCGCCUGUUCUUCCUCUGAUUCGUCUCUCUCUGAGGCAUAAGCCAGUUCUCAGGGACCGUCUCUUCGGUCUUGUCCUCGCCGGUGCUUUCGCUCAUGGCUUCUAUCUCGUAACGGACAUAUAUGAUGCAGAGAGCAAAUGAAAAACUUGGAGUUGCAGUCAUUCAUCAAGAUUCUCGUUAUUUCUCAGAUGUCUUUCAUAUAAAUAAAAUUUGCUUUUGGGGUUUGGUUGUUUUAAACCUCUGAUAUAAAUUUUGUUUCUAUCUUCUGAACCUGAAGUUGGAUUUGCCUUUUGAAUCCAUUUAGUCAUCCUUUUGUUCACCAAUUACAAUGUAUCAGCUUUUACAUUUUGAA